AUGGCAACCACGAAGGGUAAAUGCUACAAGGGUAUUCGAACAAGACAUCCAUUCAAGAAAAUUCGCCGGUCAGUGGCAGCGACUGAUGCUACUCAGCACAGUCUGUUGAAAAAUCCUGUUCGAGUGUCAGUUGAGACAGUGGUGUUAGAUUUCGAUUCUUCAGAUGGUAUUGACAAUGAUGUUCCCUCUCGAACUACGGAUCAUGGUAAGUCUUCAGCUACUCCAUCAUUUCCUGCUUCUCCACAAGUCUCUCUUCCAACUGAUGAUGACGAAGCAAGUGAUGAUAUUGACGAAGAUUACGUUCCUGUAACCAAGGAAACUCAUGCACUAGAGGAAACCAUGACCUCUACUGAGGAUCUUGUUUCAUCCCCUGAUAAUCGAACGCCCGAACCUCAGUCGACUAAAGCACCUGGUGAAUCCUCCAUUUCGAUGUCACCUCUUGUGCAUGUAGGUUCCUCCUCUAGACCACAUCGUCAACUCGUCAGAGGACAACGCGUAGUAUCAACCAAGACUGGUAAUCGGAAGAUACCUUCCAACAUACCCUUUAUGUCGAUAGAUGGUGUAUCCUUUCAUUCUGAGGAAGGAGCACACAAGUGGAAGUAUGUUGUUAAAAGAUGCAUUGUUGAUGAGGCAAAUCUUUCUGAUCAGUUUAAUUUUUGCACUGCUAUUCGUGACUUAAUUUGUAAUGCUAGUCUACUUCAUACUGUAUCUGAGGUUGGUCCCUUCUAUCCCCGACUUAUUCACGAACUAGUUGUUAAUCUGCCUUCUGAUUUUAAUGAUUCGAGUGCUAAGGAAUUCUACAAGGUGCAUAUUCGAGGCAUCUGUUUUGAUGUCUCUCCUGAAUUACUUAAUCAAUUCUUGGGCAUUACACUACCGACUAACUAUGCUAUUUUGUAUCCCACCCUCCAGCGACUGGCUGAAGAACUUAUUGAGAGAACAUUGCCUAUUUGGCCAGUUGAUGGACAACUUCCUGUUGCAUCUUUAACAGUAAAAUAUGCAAUUCUCCAUCGGAGUGAGUCAAGGCUUCCGAGUGGCUUUAUGUUGUCUCAACAACCGACUAUUCUGACCCCGCUUGAUGCUGUUGGCACUGCUCCACGUAACAUUCCACUGAGUAUGCGAUUGUUUCAAGGCUCUCAUAUUCCAAAUGUUGCUGUUGAAUUUGAAAAUGCGCCUAGAGGGACCGGGGCUGCUGCUGCUAUGCAUUCUACUGUUGGUCAGCCUCUGGUCCUCUCUGUCCCGUUAGCCAAUCGGCUGUUGUAA
Cucumis melo (muskmelon) is the source of this 1260-nucleotide messenger RNA. RefSeq lists its product as uncharacterized. Bases 1 to 1260 code for a protein of 419 amino acids. The record is from RefSeq and is a predicted model, not a curated record. NCBI's taxonomy places the organism in Eukaryota, Viridiplantae, Streptophyta, Magnoliopsida, Cucurbitales, Cucurbitaceae. The transcript is spliced from 5 exons.